CAGGUGCUCGCGACCACUUCGCUUUACUCGUCCCGCAAACCACAUCAAACGCGCACACACAUACGCCGACAAACCUACCCUUCCAUAAAAAAAAACACACGUGAGCAGCAGCACCCCAACAAUGUCAACGAUUUCGAUCUUUAAGAACCUGCACAUUGCACCUCGAUUUCCAUCCACAAUGUCGACCCCCACAGCCAAAUUCGCACCCGCUUCGCCAAAUUUUGGGGAUGAGAGCAGGGUCGGCAAGUUGCAGAGGAAAAUGCAAGAGGCGCCACUUUUCCCCAUAGGCAUUAUGGGUCUACUUGGCGCCCUCGGCUACGGAGCUUAUAGUUUCAAGAAGAAGGGCAAUAUGUCAACUUCAGUUUUCCUGAUGCAACUCCGAGUGACCGCUCAAGGUGCAGUAGUCGUUUGUCUGACUGCCGGCGUUGGAUAUUCUCUGAUCAGGGACUUUGUUCUGCCGAAAAUGAAGUCUGCUGAGCACUAAGAGCGUUUUUUCAAUAAGAGAUAGGAAACGUAAUAAUUAAUAAAAUGGCCAAGUUUGACUGUGAUGCCUGAGCGACUGAACUAACUUUUUUCUCAACGUCAGGAUGAAUAUUGUAAGGGGCUGGACCCCAAAAUGUUUUGCAUCGUUAAGUGUAUGUUCCUUAUUGAAUUUUUUACAUGUACAAAACGAUGAUGAAGCGAGCGCGACUUGUAUAUCUAUUUUCGCCCCUCGAGUGAAUAUUUUAUAAAUAUGUAAAUAUCCCAAAGAGCGAUAACCGAGCCGCAUUAUACGCGAGCAAAUUGAGAUUGACAAUCAGCCUCUCUUGAGCGCUACUUUGGGGCACCAAAUGCGAGGAAUUGGAAAUCACGUCCCGCUGAAUUUGAAUAUUUCCUGCUUUUGACGAGAAUAUAAAACACAAGAGCGCCAGGGAACGCCACUCAAGGAUGAAUGGAAUUACCACAAAUCUGAAUAAAAUUAUUUACGAUCAAUAAGAGUCAAGCUCCGUCUUUGUUUCACUCAAAAAAGGGAAACACCAUGGUAAAAAAUUCAAUAAUAUAAUCCUAUUAAAAUCGUUUUGAAUAAUUUCAUUUCAUCGAAUUUUGUAGAAUCCAACCACAAAAUUUUAAUUCUGUUUACAACAGAAGAUUGGUAAUUUUUUAUGGAUUGAGCUAAUUUUA
This is a messenger RNA of Neocloeon triangulifer, 1161 nucleotides long. RefSeq names its product HIG1 domain family member 1A, mitochondrial-like. The record is from RefSeq and is a predicted model, not a curated record. The transcript has 4 exons. Bases 122 to 484 code for a protein of 120 amino acids. Gene Ontology annotation, biological process: mitochondrial respirasome assembly. Gene Ontology annotation, cellular component: mitochondrion. NCBI's taxonomy places the organism in Eukaryota, Metazoa, Arthropoda, Insecta, Ephemeroptera, Baetidae.